AUGCCGGUCGACAGGAGAAAGGUUUGGGUAUUUGGGAGUGCUUUUCUUCUGCGACUCCUCCUCAUUGUCUUUUUCCCCGGCCUCCCCGAUCUUCUUACAGGUCGGGUUGAAGUUUCAACUCCAGUGAGCAGCUUCAAGAGGUUACAAGAAGGCCUUUUUCUAUAUAAACGCAAUGUCUCCCCUUAUGAUGGCGGUGUUUUUCACCAGCUUAUGACUGGACUCGUGUAUAUUGUUCUCGAUCUUCUGAAUGCCAAUGCUUUAGGACGUAUUGCCAAUUCAGACGAAGCUGUUGCUCCGAGGUUGUACACCUCUCCAAGGAGGCAUAUAAGAUGGGAUGGGACGGCAAUUGCUGCUGGAUAUCUGUUUAAUCCAUUCACGAUCGCGUCCUGCCUCGGUCGCUCCACGAACGCGUUUACUAACUCCGCGAUUAUUUCUUCUAUCUCUAACGCCAUCGCCGGCAAUAGCUUCAACUCGAUGCUGGCUUUGGGAUUGGCUUCCUACAUGUCACUCUACCCGGCACUCCUCUUCUCACCAAUGGCCCUACUUUGCUACGAUCGAUACGUCAGGAAUGGAAAGGCCACUAAAGGGGCUAUUUCAUAUUCGCUAGAACGACUCUCGAUCCUUGGCGGAAGUAUCGGAGUCCUCUUAUACAUUUCGUAUCUUAUCGUCGGCCAGUCGUGGGAAUUUAUACCUGCAACAUACGGCGUGCAACUUCUGGUUCCAGAUCUCACCCCUAAUGCUGGGCUCUGGUGGUAUUUCCUUAUCGAAAUCUUCGACCCUUUCAGGGAAUUUUUCCUAGGAGUGUUCUGGUUGCAUUUGUCUGCAUACGUCGGUGGUUUGACUGUUCGCAUCCGGCGCCAACCAUUAUUCGUCAUCACUACUCUUUUCGGAAUUUUCGCUAUCUUUAAACCCUAUCCCAGCAUCUCGGACGUUUCGAUCUAUUUUGCGUUCCUGCCGCUCUACCGACACAUAUUUCCUCUUAUGCGAUAUACGUUUUUCGCGGUUUCCGCCCUGUUGUAUGCAAGCCUCUUGGGUCCAAUAUUUCACCAUCUUUGGAUCUACGCGGGGUCGGGGAACGCAAAUUUUUUCUAUGCGAUAACACUUGUAUGGAGCCUGGGGCUUUCGAUCGUCGUGGCCGAUUCCCUCUUCGCGGUAUUGAGAGAUGAAUGGGAGCAAGAGAGGCCCGAGAUGAGAGGAAAGGACGCGAGGCAGAUUUAG
Messenger RNA from Coccidioides posadasii C735 delta SOWgp, 1218 nucleotides. Lineage: Eukaryota; Fungi; Ascomycota; Eurotiomycetes; Onygenales; Onygenaceae. The record is from RefSeq and is a predicted model, not a curated record.